Messenger RNA from Aspergillus caelatus, 4589 nucleotides. RefSeq names its product P-loop containing nucleoside triphosphate hydrolase protein. Gene Ontology annotation, molecular function: ATP hydrolysis activity; ATP binding; ABC-type transporter activity. The record is from RefSeq and is a predicted model, not a curated record. Gene Ontology annotation, biological process: transmembrane transport. NCBI's taxonomy places the organism in Eukaryota, Fungi, Ascomycota, Eurotiomycetes, Eurotiales, Aspergillaceae. The transcript has 3 exons. Gene Ontology annotation, cellular component: membrane. The coding region runs from base 611 to 4381 and encodes 1256 amino acids.
CCCACUAGGUCUUACUAGGCUAUGUAACAGGGGCAGGGUUCGUGAUGUUGACAAACGAAAUACGUUCCCAACCACACCAUUUCCAUCCCCUGACAAAGAGUGUUACUGGAGCGUUGGCUCGUGGCCCUGUGGAGUCAAAUAAACGGCGCUGAGAGCCCACUCACAACCAUAGUACUAGUCAGCCUAGCCUAUGACAAGCCGUUCGGAAGCAGCUGUCAUUUCUCGUUGUAAAGCGGAUACUGAGGUUGGAUCUCUCCAGGUAUGGCAUGUCCAGCAGAUGAGAUCAAGGAGCCUCUUGAGAAAUGGCUCGGAGCGACGACACACCAGGACCGCCGACGGACUCUGCGGGGAGUAUCGUUUAUCGACGUCAAUGUGAACGGGUACACUGAGCCGACCCUAUUUCAGCACACGUUCGCUAGCUAUGUGUUACUCCUUCCCGUAUACCUUAAGGCUCUGUUGGGAGUCAGACACAGGCAGAAGGUACAAAUUCUGCGGAACUUGGAUGGCUUCGUUCGUCCGGGAGAGAUGCUCCUGGUGCUGGGACGUCCCGGAAGUGGCUGCACAACGUUCCUCAAGACAAUGGCAGGUGAUAUACAUGGGCUGAAGGUCAAUGGGGGUGAUAUUAAUUAUCAGGGUCAGAAUCUCGUUCACCGAAAUGCACCGCAAAUACCAAGGUGAGAGCAUCUACAUGGCCGAAAAUGACGUUCAUUUUCCUGAGCUGGCGCUGGGGGAAACCUUGUCCUUUGCCGCAGAAAUGAAGCCACAAGGACACAUGUCCGCCAGGGAGAUCGGUUCCAUAACAGCCACCCUCUUCGGACUGGGUAAAUCACUGCAUACACAAGUGGGGAACGAGAUGAUUCGUGGGCUCAGUGGCGGCGAGAAACGACGAACGAGUAUUGCAGAAGCGUUCCUAGCUAGAUGUCCCAUUCAGUGUUGGGAUAACAGCACACGCGGACUGGACAGUGCGAAGGCGCUGAACUUUGUCCGGAAGCUGCACCGGGCCACAAAUGCAUUGGGCUCGACAGUUAUGACAACUAUCUACCAGGCUCCUGAGGCUGUGUACCAGGAAUUUGAUAAGGUGCUGCUGCUGUAUGAGGGGCGACAGAUCUACUUUGGCCCUGCCGAGAAGGCUGCGGAAUAUUUUAUCCGCUUAGGUUUCAUCCGCCCCCCGCGUGCGACGACGGCGGACUUUCUGACCUCAUUGACAAAUGCAAAGGAACGGAGAGUACGGCCUGGCUUCGAGGCCCAGGUGCCCAGGACGCCGGACGAGUUCGCCGUGGCAUGGCGACGGAGCCCUGAGUGGCAGGCCAUACGAAAGGAAGUAGAAGAAUUUGACCAAUUGCAUUCCCCUUUAGACCGUGAACGAGAUCAUCCUGUGAUCUACCAAACGACUGUUGCUCAUCAGGUUCGUACCUGCCUGGGCAGGGCCUUUGUCAGGUCGCGCCACAGCGUGCCAGGAAUCGUAUCUGGAGUCAUCGGCAACAUUAUCCUCGCCAUCAUCCUGGGGAGUGUGUUUUACAACCUCGCAGAGGAUACGGCUAGCUUCCAAGCUCGUAGUAUUCUGAUCUUCUACGCGACCAUGAUGAACGCCUGUCUUCCAGCGUUCGAGGUGAACACUUUGUGGGCGCAGCGGCCCAUUGUGGAAAAGCACACCCAGUACGCCUUCUACCACCCCGUGGCAGAAGCCAUCGCGUCGAUGCUUGCCGACCUGCCUGUCAAAGUCGUUACCUCGCUCUUCUUUAACCUGUGUAUCUACUUCUUGACCAAUCUGCGGCGCAGUGCUGCCGCAUUCUUCAUCUUCUGGUUAUUUGGUUUCGUGGUCAUGGUGACCAUGUCCAUGAUCUUUCGCUCGGUCGGAUCUCUGUCACGCACCUACGCCCAAUCUCUAGCCCCGGUAGCCAUUAUGAUAUUUAACUUUGUUAUAUAUGCGGGUUUUGUAAUCCCGCCACACUCCCAAGUUCCUUGGCUCAGUUGGAUCAGGUGGUUCAACCCAAUUGCGUAUGCCAAUGAGAGCUUGAUGAUCAACGAAUUUGGCAACCGUCAGUUUCCCUGCUCCAUAACAGUACCGUCUGGACCAUCAUACAGUGGCGGUAGCAUGGAUGGCAAAGUCUGUUCAGCAAUUGGGGGCGUGCAGGGAGAAUCCUUUGUCGAAGGAAAUCGGUACCUCAAUGUCAAGUAUGGCUAUACGUUAGAUCAUCUGUGGAGGAAUCUCGGGAUUCUUUUUGCUUUGAUGGUUGCCUUUUUUGUUGUUCAUCUUCUCGCUGCUGAGUAUAUUCAGGCACAAAAGUCCAAAGGUGAUAUCCUGCUCUACCGUCGAAAGCAUAUCGCUCACCAGCCACCGGAGGACGAGGAAAAUGCUGAAAGUUCAAUACAGACCAAGGACAUCACCAUCCAUCGCCCGAGCCCAAUACAAGAACCUGAAGUACAUAUGGAAGGGCUGGCGAAGCAGUCAUCCAUCUUCAAUUGGACUGGUGUAGGGUACGAUGUUAAGGUGGGCAAGGAGGUGCGUAAUAUCCUUGACGAAAUCGACGGCUGGGUAGCCCCGGGCACUGUAACGGCUUUGAUGGGCUCGACGGGAGCCGGGAAGACCACUCUUUUAGAUGUGCUGGCCAGUCGAAAGUCCAUUGGGAUCGUUCGUGGUGAUAUUCACAUCGACGGCAGACCGCUAGAGAGGUCUUUCCAACGCAAGACGGGGUACGUGCAGCAGAGCGAUAUUCACCUGUCAUCGGCAACAGUUCGUGAGGCGCUCCAAUUCAGCGCCCUCCUCCGACAACCGCGAAAUCGGUCGAUAGCGCAGAAGCUUGCGUAUGUGGAUACGGUGCUGCGCAUGUUAGAGAUGGAGUCAUAUGCAGAUGCGGUUGUUGGAGUGCCUGGGAAAGGGCUCAACAUCGAGCAGCGCAAGCGAUUGACGAUUGCAGUGGAGAUGGCAGCCCGACCAGAGUUUCUCCUCUUCUUGGAUGAACCCACGUCAGGACUUGACAGUCAGACGGCCUGGUCAAUCUGUACCCUGUUGCGUAAGCUUGCGGACAACGGGCAAGCAAUCCUGUGUACUAUUCACCAGCCAUCCUCGGAGCUAUUCCAGAUGUUCGAUCGACUUUUGCUUUUGCAUGAAGGCAAGACCGCUUAUUUUGGAGAUGUGGGUAGUUCCGCAAGCACAUUAAUCGACUACUUUGAGCGGGCAGGUGCCCGGUCCCCAGAAGAAGGGGAGAACACAGCCGAAUGGCUUCUUGACGUGGCAAACUCUGCCGCUGCCUUAAAGUGGUCUGAUAUCUGGAGAGCAAGCGCAGAGAGACAAGCUGUGCAGCAACAAAUCGCUAGGAUGCGGACCGAUUCUGAUGGCGUGGGAGCAACGACAACCACUGGGAGCAUCGAAGACCACGACUAUGCAUCCACAUCUUUACAGCAGUUAUGGCUCGUCACCUAUCGAAUGUUUCAGGACUAUUGGCGAGAUCCGACCUAUCUCUACUCCAAAAUUGCCUUAUGUGUUGGCGCAGCUCUCUUUAACGGGCUGUCCUUCUGGCUUGUGUCCAAAGACGUUCAAGGACUCGUCAGUUCGCUCUUCUCCUGUUUUCUGUUAACGAUCGUCUUCAGCUCCGUCGAUCAGCAAAUUAUCCCUCGCUUCAUUGACAACCGCGCUCAGUUCGAGGCCCGUGAACAGCAGUCAAAAACCUAUAAUUGGGUCGUCUUUGUCGGGGCCAACGUGAUUGUGGAGCUGGUGUGGCAAUCCCUAACCUCAGUGUUAGUUUUCGUCGCAUGGUAUUAUCCAACUGGAUUCUGGCGCAACGGCCUCAACGAUAGCAGUUUCACCAUGGAUCAACGAGCGACUCUGAUGUUCCUCCUUAUCUGGGUUUUCUUUCUCUUCUCGUCCACCCUCUCACAGGCCAUUGCUGCUGGAAUAAACGACUCGCUCACUGCAGUCAAUAUCGCCAACCUCUUGUUCACGCUCUGUUUGCUUUUCUGCGGUAUUCUCGUGCAGCCCGAUGCAUUGGCCCGGUUCUGGAUAUUCAUGUAUCGAGUCGACCCGUUCACUUACCUGAUGGAUGGGAUGAUCGUUACUGCUCUCGCCAAUACCAAGCUCCACUGUGCGGCGAUUGAUCUGCUUCGGAUCGCAUUGCCUGCGAACACAACAUCCUGUGGCGACUACAUGUCUGCCUAUGUGAGCACUGCAGGGGGACAGGUGUUAAACCCCGAUGCCACGACCGGGGAAUGUCUGUUCUGCUCGAUUGGCGACACCAACGUAGUGCUAGAAGGCUUGGGAAUAAAUGUAGCUCACCGGUGGAGGGACCUGGGCCUCAUGGCUGUGUAUGUGGUGUUUAAUGUGGCUGCGACGUUCUUUAUAUACUGGCUUGCGAGGCUGCCAAAGGGCAUCAAGAAUGCGUGACAUUGUCGUUUCUUCUCAUGUACUAAUAAUAUUUUGAGCUCCACUCACAUGGGCUCAAUUUCCCUUUAGACCGCGGAUAACGUAUAUAAAUUGAGGAACAGUGUCGUGCAUCCCCACGCCGUGAUACCUUUGCCAGGGUGAUAAUCGCAUUCCAAUUCUUUCGGCACAGAUAUUGUUCAUUAUAGCGCUCGCAACCUCGAGGGUUCAU